Messenger RNA from Hyaloscypha bicolor E, 1825 nucleotides. Its product is annotated as dihydrolipoamide acetyltransferase component E2 of pyruvate dehydrogenase complex. The transcript has 3 exons. Gene Ontology annotation, cellular component: pyruvate dehydrogenase complex. Gene Ontology annotation, molecular function: dihydrolipoyllysine-residue acetyltransferase activity. NCBI's taxonomy places the organism in Eukaryota, Fungi, Ascomycota, Leotiomycetes, Helotiales, Hyaloscyphaceae. The record is from RefSeq and is a predicted model, not a curated record. Bases 162 to 1562 code for a protein of 466 amino acids. Gene Ontology annotation, biological process: pyruvate decarboxylation to acetyl-CoA.
GAAUUUCAACAUUUCUCCUUCAGCUUAUUGUCGCGCCAGCUCCAGCUCCAGCCACCGCCCACGUCGACGUCGUGAAUCCAGGACGUCAAUUGUCUGGAUACGUCUUGAAGCUUGCCUCUCGUCCGAUUUUCGACCUUCGUUCUUUCUGCAGCUCCUUCAAAAUGUUCGCCGCGGUGCUGAGACGGCGCGCCCUGCAAUCCUCGCUCUCCUUCCAAUUCGCAAGAUGCUAUGCCUCGAAACCCUUCCCACCCCACACGGUGGUCACAAUGCCUGCUCUAUCGCCGACAAUGACAGCAGGAAAUAUUGGGACGUGGCAGAAGAAGGUUGGGGAUGCGAUUUCACCCGGUGAUGUCCUGGUUGAGAUUGAGACGGACAAAGCUCAAAUGGACUUCGAGUUUCAAGAAGAGGGUGUCCUGGCAAAGAUUCUGCGGGAUUCGGGGGAGAAGGAUGUUGCAGUUGGCAAUCCUAUCGCAGUUAUGAUUGAGGAGGGUGAGGAUGCGGCGGCUUUUGACUCUUUCACAAUUGAGGAUGCUGGUGGAGAGAAGAAGGCUCCCCUACCACCGAAAGAGGAAGCCAGCGAGUCUUCUGAGCCAGCAGACACGGAAUCCGGAACAGCUCCUCCCAAAUCCGAGACAUCAGCCCCCGAACCCAUUGAAGAACCCUCAAGCGGUGGCAGACUCCAAUCAGCUUUAGACCGAAUCCCAAAUGCCAGCGCUGCUGCAGUUAGACUGGCUAUUGAGAAUGGUAUCAAGAUUACUGGCCUCAAGGGCACCGGAACUGGCGGACAAAUCACGGAGGCUGAUGUUAAGAAGGCUCAAUCUAGCAGCGCGUCAGCAGCUCCAGGUGCUCCAACGGCAGUAUCAUCAUACACCGACACUCCUACCACCUCUAUGCGAAAGACGAUUGCCAACCGCCUUACCGAAUCAUUUACCCAAAACCCUCAUUACUUCGUUGCUGCCACCGUUUCCGUGUCCAAGCUCCUGAAGCUCCGACAAGCUCUCAACGCCUCCGCAGACGGAAAAUACAAGCUCUCAGUUAACGACUUUCUCAUCAAGGCCUGCGCCAUUGCAUGCAAGAAAGUCCCCACCGUCAACUCAAGCUGGAGAGACGGUUUCAUCCGACAAUUCAAUAACGUCGAUAUCAGUGUCGCAGUUGCAACACCUGUUGGUCUCAUGACACCUAUCGUCAAGAACGUUGAAGGUCUUGGUCUCGAAUCCAUUUCCGCACAAGUUAAAGAUCUCGGCAAGCGCGCAAGGGACGGCAAGCUCAAGCCAGAAGAAUACCAAGGCGGAACCUUCACCAUCUCUAACAUGGGCAUGAACCCCGCCAUCGACCGCUUCACUGCCGUGAUCAACCCGCCACAAGCCGGUAUCCUUGCCGUCGGCACAACGAAGAAGGUCGCGAUCCCCGUUGAGUCAGAAGAGGGGGCAUCGAUAGACUGGGAUGAUCAGAUAGUUGUUACGGCUAGCUUUGAUCAUAAGGUUGUGGAUGGUGCUGUGGGUGGCGAGUGGAUCCGGGAGUUUAAGAAGGUGGUGGAGAAUCCGUUGGAGUUGUUGCUUUAAGUGGAUGAGGUGCGCGUGAGGGGGAGGGGGAAAUGUGGUGCUUGUAAUCGGAUGGCAUAGAUUCCCCAUGUAACCUGUACAAUGACCACUUCUGCAUUAUUUGCAAAUAAAAAGAAUCUUGUUGCUCCUUUUUUUGCUCCCGUUCAGGAUGUGAAGUAUCGUGUGUUCACGAGCUUCAAUGUUGCUGGAGACUGGUUGGGAGAGUAAAGAUUCGAGAAGGCCAAAACUUUUGUGUAUAUCGAAUCAAUGUUCCCAAAACCCUG